ACCGGGGGCGUGGCCGUCCCCCAAAUUGGGGAGGCAGGGGGGGAAAAAAGGCCAGGAAAAGUUUCUUUCCUGGAGUCCCAAACGAAGUGUGCGACGGAAGAAGGAAUCAAGGCCAGAGGCCCGGGGCUCCGUGGGACCCUAACCGCUGUCAGGAGUCCCCCGUUCCAGGCCAUGUCGGGGCCCACUUGGCUUCCCCCCAAGCAACCAGAGCCCGCCAGAGCCUCUCAGGGGCGAGCUCACCCCCGAGGUAUCGCGGGGCCGCCCCCAGCCCGCGGAGCAGCACUCCAGCCCCACCCCAGGGUCAAUUUUUGCCCUGUCCCAUCUGAGCAGUGUUACCAGGUCUUGGGUGGACCGGAGGAUAGGGGGCCGGCCUGGGCGGGGUGCCAUGGUGCACCCCAGCGCUCUCAGGGGCUCCCCCCAGAUAGGGGGGGCCUGCGCCCAGGAAGUCUGGAUGCUGAGAUAGAUUCCCUUACUAGCAUGUUGGCUGAGCUGGAUGGGGGUCGUGGUCAUGCCCCACGGCGGCCUAACCGGCAGGCUUAUGAUCCCCCUCAGCCCCCUGCCUACCGCCCUGGCUCUGGCUCUGGCUCCAUGAAGCCGAACGGAGGGGUUGUUCCUCCUCCACUGCUCCCAGCAUCCCCCUAUGGGGGCCCCACUCCAGCCUCCUAUGCUACAGCCAGUACUCCUGCUGGCCCUGCCUUUCCUGUGCAAGUGAAGGUGGCACAGCCAGUGAGAGGCUGUGGCCCCCCCAGAGGGGGCCCCUCUCAGGCCUCAGGGCCUCUGCUGGGCCCUCACUUUCCUCUCCCGGGCCGAGGUGAAGUCUGGGGGACUGGCUAUAGGAGCCAUCGAGAGCCAGGGCUUGGGUGUAAAGAGGAGGCUGCUGGGAGCUCCAGCCCUGCAGGAGGAAGAGGAAGUGGGUACGGGCACCAGGUCCCCCUGAGCCAGCCUCCUGAGGAGGAGCUUGAGAGGCUGACCAAGAAGUUGGUGCAUGACAUGAGCCACCCACCCAGUGGGGAGUACUUUGGCCGGUGUGGGGGCUGUGGAGAAGAUGUGGUUGGGGAUGGGGCCGGGGUUGUGGCCCUGGACCGCGUCUUUCACGUUGGCUGCUUUGUGUGUUCUACGUGCCGGGCCCAGCUUCGGGGCCAACAUUUCUAUGCUGUGGAGAGGAGGGCGUAUUGUGAGAGCUGCUACGUGGCCACCUUGGAGAAGUGUUCCACAUGCUCUCAACCCAUCCUGGACAGGAUCCUUCGGGCUAUGGGGAAGGCCUACCAUCCUGGCUGCUUUACCUGUGUGGUGUGCCACCGUGGCCUUGAUGGCAUCCCUUUCACAGUGGAUGCCACCAGCCAGAUCCACUGCAUUGAGGACUUCCACAGGAAAUUUGCUCCACGAUGCUCCGUGUGCGGUGGGGCCAUCAUGCCUGAGCCAGGUCAGGAGGAGACUGUGCGGAUUGUUGCUCUAGAUCGCAGUUUUCAUAUUGGCUGUUACAAGUGCGAGGAGUGUGGGCUGCUGCUCUCCUCUGAGGGUGAGUGUCAGGGCUGCUACCCACUUGAUGGUCACAUCUUGUGCAAGGCCUGCAGUGCCUGGCGCAUCCAGGAGCUCUCAGCCACGGUCACCACUGACUGCUGAGUCUUCCCAGAAGCACCUGCUGCAUUCUCCCUUCCCAUCCACCACCUUCCCUGACAUCUGCCUUUACAAUUCUGUCACCAAAUGAUAUGUCCUCUUCCUCCAAUCAUGAAAUAAUAAUCUCUUAAGAGUUUGUAAGACACCUCAAGUCUAUUGUCUCAUCUGAUUCUUACAGCAACCCAACA
Molecule: messenger RNA, 1805 nt
Organism: Pteronotus mesoamericanus
Lineage: Eukaryota; Metazoa; Chordata; Mammalia; Chiroptera; Mormoopidae
Gene: TRIP6
Product: thyroid hormone receptor interactor 6
Exons: 9
Coding region: 172-1623 (483 amino acids)
Biological process (GO): signal transduction; positive regulation of non-canonical NF-kappaB signal transduction
Cellular component (GO): focal adhesion; cytoplasm; stress fiber
Source: RefSeq, a predicted model, not a curated record